AUGGCUUCGGUGCUGAGCUAUGUCUUCAAGUUCAAGUCCUUCUUGCUCUUGUUCGCCAGCCCGCUCCUGCUGCUGCCGCUCGUCAUUCUGGUGCCCACCAAGUUUGCCAGGUGUGCCUAUGUCAUCAUCCUCAUGGCCAUUUACUGGUGCACGGAAGUCAUCCCGCUGGCUGUCACCUCCCUCAUGCCUGCCUUGCUUUUCCCACUCCUCAAGGUUCUGGACUCCAAGCAGGUGUGUAUGCAGUACAUGAAGGACACUAACAUGCUGUUCCUGGGUGGCCUCAUGGUGGCUGUGGCCGUGGAGCGCUGGAACCUGCACAAGAGGAUCGCCCUGCGCAUACUCCUCUGGGUGGGGACCAAGCCUGCACAGCUGAUGAUGGGCAUCAUGAGCGCCACGGCCUUCCUGUCCAUGUGGAUCAGCAACUCGGCCACCACAGCCAUGAUGGUGCCCAUCGUGGAGGCCGUGCUGCAGCAGAUAGAGGCCACGAACAUGACCACCGAGGCCAGCCUGAGGUCCUUGGAGCUGGUGGACAAGGGCAAGAGCAGCGAGCUGCCAGGGAACCAAGUGCUGUUUGAAGGCCCUGCUAUAGGGCCGCAGAAGAACUGUGACAAGAAGGACGUAUGCAAGGCCAUGACCCUGUGUGUGUGCUACUCGGCCAGCAUUGGAGGCACUGCCACCCUGACAGGGACAGGACCCAACAUGGUGCUUCUGGGCCAGAUGCAAGAACUGUUUCCUGACAGCAGAGACACCCUGAACUUCGCCUCUUGGUUUGGAUUUGCCUUCCCCAACAUGGUGAUCAUGCUGCUGCUCACCUGGUUGUGGCUCCAGUGCAUGUUUGUGGGAUUCAAUUUUAAAAAGUCCUGUGGCCGCAGGCUGCAGAAAAGGGAUAGCCAGAAGGCCGUCUACGAGAUGCUGCAGGAAGAGUACAGGAAGCUGGGGCCCUUCUCCUUUGCCGAGGUCAACGUCCUGCUCUGCUUCUUCCUGCUGGUCAGCCUGUGGUUCUCCCGGGAGCCCGGCUUCAUGCCCGGCUGGAUGUCGCUCGCCUGGGUGGAGGGAAAGACAAAGUAUGUCUCCGAUGCCACCGUGGCCCUCUUCGUGACCAUGAUACUAUUUAUUGUACCUUCGCAGAAGCCCAAGUUCAACUUCUGCAGUCAGACUGAGGAAGAAAGGAAGGCUCCCUUUUAUCCACCUGCACUGCUGGAUUGGAAGAUGGUCCAGGAGAGAGUUCCCUGGGGCAUUGUGCUGCUGCUGGGGGGCGGAUUUGCUCUGGCUAAAGGAUGCGAGGCCUCGGGGCUGUCCGAAUGGAUGGGGAAGCAGAUGGAGCCCUUGCACGUUCUGCCCCCGGCACUCAUCACCCUGAUUUUGUCUACGCUCAUUGCUAUAUUCACUGAGUGCACAAGCAAUGUGGCCACCACCACCCUGUUCCUGCCCAUCUUUGCCUCCAUGUCACGUUCCAUUGGCCUCAACCCGCUGUACGUCAUGCUCCCCUGUACCCUGAGUGCCUCCUUGGCCUUCAUGUUGCCCGUGGCCACCCCACCUAACGCCAUCGUGUUUUCCUAUGGACACAUCAAGGUUUAUGACAUGAUGAAAGCAGGGCUAAUGAUGAACAUAAUUGGAAUCUUCUCUGUGUUUCUGGCCAUCAACACCUGGGGACGGGUCAUAUUUGACCUGGAAAGUUUCCCUACGUGGGCUAAUGUGACACAAAUUAAGGUUUAGGAAAAGCCAUGAGACCACAACACAGCCCCCGCCUUCCCGAGGACUCCUGAACCUUCCGGCACACCUUUCAGCUGAGCUUUGGGGCUCACACCCCAAAGUGACCCGAUGAUGCUUACACCCCACAGAGACCCAGGCCGGGUCAGAGCUGGGAUCGGGCGGCUGGGAAGGCAGGCUCGGAAAGGAAGGGAACCUCCCAAGGGGCACCUGGCUUCCAUCAUCUCUGGGACAGGCAGGCUGGAGAGACCGUGAAGCUGGCUCCUUCCCCGACGCAGCCUCGAGCUGGCCCCACGCUGGGCUCUGAGGUCCACUUGCUUAGUCCCAGGUUGUCUAAAUGGGAAUCAGAUCCCAACUUGGGAGGUGAAAAAACUACCUUCCAGAGCCCGUGCCUCUUGCUGCUGACCUUGGGCUGCCUCGGAUCAUUCCUGUCACUUGGAAGGGACAACCCAGCCCAGGGACAGAGGUCUGGUCCUGGGAAACUUCCUACAGCUGGAGUGAGAGUGGGAAUCAGAGCCUCGUGGAACCACCAGGAGUACAGUGCCAGCGCCAAAGGAUGAGGGAUUUGAGCUGAUAACUUCCAGGCAACAUCACCUACGGUACACCACUGGCGAACCAGCUCCCCUCUUUACCUCGCUCCAUUUAACUGACAGUUUGGACCCUUUCCCCAGCUCUCCAGUGCACUUCCUUCAACUCCUAGGCCCCUUUGUUUUCUGGGCCGCCAUUCGCUUGGAUCCCCUGGCUGGGGCCCUCCGGCACCCCCUUUUCUCCCAGGCUGGUCAGCUUGGCUCUUCCUGCCACCCCACACAGCUGGGAUCACACUCCAAGUAUGGGCAGUGAU
This is a messenger RNA of Miniopterus natalensis, 2551 nucleotides long. RefSeq names its product solute carrier family 13 member 5 (gene SLC13A5). Gene Ontology annotation, molecular function: succinate transmembrane transporter activity; sodium:dicarboxylate symporter activity; citrate transmembrane transporter activity. Gene Ontology annotation, biological process: oxaloacetate transport; succinate transport; fumarate transport. The record is from RefSeq and is a predicted model, not a curated record. NCBI's taxonomy places the organism in Eukaryota, Metazoa, Chordata, Mammalia, Chiroptera, Miniopteridae. Gene Ontology annotation, cellular component: plasma membrane.